Messenger RNA from Laccaria bicolor S238N-H82, 921 nucleotides. RefSeq names its product putative leucine-rich protein. The transcript has a single exon. Lineage: Eukaryota; Fungi; Basidiomycota; Agaricomycetes; Agaricales; Hydnangiaceae. The coding region runs from base 1 to 921 and encodes 306 amino acids. The record is from RefSeq and is a predicted model, not a curated record.
AUGACGGAGUACGACUUCUCACCCGAGGCAUACGAGCGUCACCUUGCCACUCAACAGCGCAUUGGUAGGUGGGUUGAUGAGACGGAGAAGUAUCCCCAGGAGAAUCCCUUCAUUCCCCUACCACCCAAUCCACUUCCACCAUCAGACUACGUCGCCUCCGCCCCUCCUGCUCCCCCACCUCCACCUGGGCCAUACCCCACGUAUGACUAUGGAUACGGGUACUCUCAACCUCAAACGGCGCCUCACUCCGCCCCUCCCACUCGCCCUUCCAGUCCACACCGCCGACACCACGGCCACAGCCGCAGCAAGGGUUUCCGAGUGUACGCUAGUGCCAACUCGAGCCCUCACUCGAACUUCAUGCCACUUCCACUUCUUCACCGUAACUAUCGCCCGGAUCUAGUACAAUCAUUCCCCCAAUCCGCCACAGCAUCUGCAGUGUACCCCAUGCCUCAUGGGUACGGCGUAGCGUCACCGCCGCAGCCCCAGCCAAAUUCUUAUCCCUCACAAUCCGCUGUUUCUUACCCGCCGCAGCCCCAACCAGAUUUUUAUCCCCCACAAUCCGCUGUUCUUUACCCGACGCAGUAUAGCGCUUACCAAACACCACAAACCAAUCCGUACCCACAAUCCACUUAUUCCUCUGGUCCACAAACACCUAGCUCCGCGUACACGACACUUCCUGGUGGGGGCACGUACGUUCAGCCGUCGUCGAAGCAGCCUGUGAUCGUCCCUAUUAAUAGCGGUACAGGCGGGUAUGUGAUCUAUCCGCCCUCCGGGACAUACUUCCGCACUGCGGACAUGUAUAGUAUUCGGCAGGUAGAACCUGAAGACCGGGGACAGUCACUCUUUGGGAGGCUUACGGGGGGUGCAUUGCUCGAUUUAAACAUGAAAAAGAAAAGGAGGAAAAGAAGCGAUAGUUAUUGA